UCAAUGUAGUUGCUUAAGUUUUAAAUGGUACGAACGAAUACUUCAUACUGCAAAUAAAAGUUCAAACAUACAUAAAUGAAUAUCUUAUUUAAAAUAGUCCUUUCUUGAAGCCUUGGUGAAAGGCCGUAUGAGGAACUGGAUAUUUCACAUUUAUUUAGAUGUACAGUUUUAAGUUUAGAAGUCACAAGGAAAUACGGAUCCAUUGCAGUACAUAUUUCCAAACCUUGAGAUUAACAUUCAUAAGAAGUGUUAUUACUCCUGAUGAAAUCAGCAUAAAGAACUGUGUCGACAAGUGCGUUGAUUACAAAACUUUAUAUCAGUACUUUUGGUAGCAAAUUUAGAGGUACAUGUAUUCAAUAUCGUCAUGUUGGUGGAUUUGUAAAGUUAUUACUCACUGUAACAUCAAAGUUUUCACCCUGGAUUUAUAGAAAGAAUCUUCAUUGUUGUAAUAGCUAUGCACGAUAAUAUUCCGGAAUAACAGCAGAACCUAUAGAGUAGAGAAGGGUGUACUUAAUACUUCCCAGGUGCAAUGAGUCUACAGUUAGCAUGUGUUGUCUUACUGUUGUCUACAGAAACAAUGGGGGUUAUAGUAGACAUUACAUUGAAUGAACAAAAUAGAGGCAUUGCCGAAGCUGAUCAAAGUUGCCAGGGACUUAUAGAAAAUGAAGGAAAUCACAAAAACGAUAGUUUUUGCACGAGAGUGUGGGAUACAAUAUCUUGUUGGCCUCCUACGAAAUCUGGAAGUAUGGUAACCAUACCCUGUCCAAAUUAUUUUAAUGGCUUCAAUACAAAAAAAUUCGCCAAGAAGUUCUGCACAAUGAACGGAACAUGGUUUUUCCAUCCAAGUUUAAAUGUUACGUGGACUGAUUACAGAGAUUGUCCAUACGUGUCUGCACUAGAAGAGAUACCAGAAUUGAUUAGAAAUCACAUGCCGUACAUCCGUUUAAUGUUUAACAUUGGAUAUGGAAUCUCACUGGUGUCAUUAGUGUUAGCAACAGCAAUAAUGUUAACAUUCAGACGAUUACGAUGUCCUCGGAAUAUAAUCCACAUACACCUGUUUAUCUCCUUUAUACUGAGAGCAUCAAUAUCUUUCAUGAAAGAAAAUUUGUUGGUCAAUGGAACUGGAUUUCCAUCAGAUAUUCGAGAAAUUAAUGGCAAUUUAGAGUUUAUUACCGAAGGAACACAUUGGGUGUGCAAAUUAUUCUUUACAUCAUUUCACUAUAUACUGGCAACAAAUUACAUGUGGAUUCUUGUAGAAGGGUUAUACUUAAACAUGUUAAUUACUGUAGCUGUGUUCUCAGAGAAAAGUGGAAUAAAAUGGUUCACCAUUUUCGGAUGGGUUUCGCCGAUUUUGUUUGUUGGUCCAUGGGUAAUAGUCCGGAUACUACACGAAAAUACAUACUGUUGGAACACUCACACCCGUCCUGGAUAUUUCUGGAUUAUGAGAGGACCAAUUGUUUUAUCUGUAGCUAUAAACUUCAUGAUCUUUUUGAAUAUAAUUAGAGUUUUAUUUACAAAAUUAACUGCAUUCAACUCAUUUGAAACGAAGAAAUUCAGGAGGCUGGCUAAAUCAACAAUGGUAUUGAUUCCAUUAUUUGGCGUGCAUUAUAUUGUGUUUAUAGGAUUACCUGAUAAUGUCAGCAAAGAAGCAGAACUUGUCAAGUUAUACUUUGAAAUGUUCUUGAAUUCAAUACAAGGAUUCGUUGUGACCUUGUUAUUUUGCUUUCUGAAUGGCGAGGUGCAAACUGAAAUAAUAAAAACAUGGAAAAGAUUUAGACUCACGCAUGGUCAUGGUUCACUGAAUGGACAUCGAGAUACAAUGAUGUCAUAUGUUUCACGUGGUAGAGGAUCACUUGCCUCAAAUUCAGUUUCAGAAGCUGAACAGCGAGACACAAGAAAAUCGUCAGAAUAUGAGCUCAAACCAUUAACUAAUAAAAGUGUUCAUUACGAUCCAAAUGAAAAUCAUAAAACAAACGGUCACGUAAAUUGGCAGGAAGAAACUCAGCCAAUGAUUGAGCAUCAUUUAAGUAAUUCAGAACAUCAUAUUAACAGACCAAACGGUUGAAAUAUGUAAUUUGUGUAGUUUAUUGAUUUAUGUGUUCGGCAGCGAAAAAUGAUGUUGCGACAAUAUGCGACAUUUGGGUAUGACAAUCAAGGUUCCUUGACUGAAAUGAACCACAAACCCAGUGACGACUAUACCGACAGAUCGUAUAACAAUGCAGUCUUAAUGAAUAUUGUAGAAAUGUUAGUUUGGUAUCAACAAUUGAAUGGAAGUAAUCGUAUUAUAACCCCUUUCUAGGAGAGAGACUAUAUUGGAAUCAUCUUGUAUGUCCGUCCGUUCGUCCAACAAAUAUUUUAGUCACACUUUUCUCAUGUUUUACUGAACAAAAUGACUUAAUAUUUGGUCAGCAUCUUGACAGUCGUAAGGUUUAACGUUUGAGCUUACGGUCAUCAAACUGUGCUCAGGACUCGGAAAACAAAAUGUGUGAUCAAAACAUCAAAUCUAGUAAUUUGAUUUCUGAAUCUGGGCACGAUAAUCGUACUCAAUAUUUUAUGACCGCAACUCCUGAUCUGACACAUAUCUACUUCCUGAUUGCCGAAACUUUCGAUUUUUUUUAAUAUGUUAAAUGGAAUCAAUAGUUUUUGUCACUCAUUUCUCCACUACUGCUACAUAGAAUGACUUCGUAUCAGCGACUCUUUUCACAAAAAUUCUUACGACUAAAAUUGAUCGUAAGUUAUACUGAAAUGUGUAUGACUUACGAGUAUUUUUACUCUUAAGAUUUUUUGUGAAAAGAGCCGCUGGUCUACAUCUUGCCAGUGAUUACUUGUAACGUGUAAUCGCUUUUAUGAUCUGACAUAUACACUUCCUGUUUCCGAUACUUUGAAUGACGGGUGGGAGAAUAAUUACCACGACAACGCUGUCAACUUCUUCUUUAUUUUUAUCAUCAGUUUUUCUAAAAACACCCGAAUUAAAUCUAUCUUCAUAAAUUUUUGUUAUCCAAAAUUGUGAUAUUAAGGAUUCUCUAAAACCGUUAUUCUUGCGCUCAAGUGCUAGGUUUUGAAUUGAGAUUUCUAUUUAUUUUGAUGUAUAUCGCAGUGAAUUAACACUUUUUGUCGUGAUCCGCAUUCUGUGCACAAUAUUGGUACCAUGUAAUGUUGUUGACACAUGGGGAACAUUUCUCCGUAAAUAUUUAAAGUUUUCCAUGUCUUGUUUAUCGUCUAGCACCCGAAUUAAAUAUAUCUUCAUAUAUUUUUGUUAUCCAAAAUUGUGAUAUUAAGGAUUCUCUAAAACCGUUAUUCUUGCGCUCAAGUGCUAGGUUUUGAAUUGAGAUUUCUAUUUAUUUUGAUUUAUAUCGCAGUGAAUUAACACUUUGUGUCGUGAUCCGCAUUCUGUGUAUAAUAUUGGUACCAUGUAAUGUUGUUGACACAUGGGGAAAAUUUCUCCGUAAAUAUUUAAAGUUUUCCAUGUCUUGUUUAUCGUCUAGCAAUGAUCAUUUUAAGCGAAAACCAGAUACAAAAAAAUAUAAAAUGCGUUGAUUUUAUUUUCAUGUAACUAUAUAUUAUCGUAUCAUGAGGAAUCAUUUUGGCGAUGUACAAUAAUUCAGUUAAGAAAAAAAUAUUAAAUUCUAAAGAUCACGAGAAAUAUUUUGAAAUGAUUUAUUCGUGUAGAUUUAUACUAAACAAUUAUAUAAAUACUUAAUUUAUUAUGAAUCAUGAUAGUCACUUUGCGCAAAUUGGAGUUUCUUUUUAAAAACUCAAUUUUUAUACCGUAAUGUCCUUGACUAGUCUGAACAGUUUGGAAUUCGGAUAAUUAUACCCGAAAUAAAUAAUAAUAAAGUCACUUUUAGAAUACGGAUUGAAAAUGUUCAAUUUUAAGUAAAUCCGGUUUCUUUGUUGUUAAAAAAACUAAAAUCAAGACAAAACUGUGAAAACCCCUUAUUCAAUAGAGCUAAUACCCUAAGGGAUACAUUUUUAUAUUUCCUUAUUCAUUGUAUAGUGUUUUACUUGCAUAUCCUUUAAUUUACAUGUAGUUGAUGUUAGAAUAUUCUAUAUGUCUUACGUUUUCCACGUUUUAAGUUUCUUUAUUGAAGUUUUUUUAAGGAAAUUUUUGAAUUGAAAAAAACAAUAUUGAAAGAUGCAGAAGUGUUUACUGCAACUUAAAACAUUUCAUGUUCCAAAACGAUAACAUACAAAUUAUAGUUUGACAAAAUACAGAAAUUUUAUACAUUUCUUUUAUCAUAAAUUGACUGUCCUUUAUAUUGUAAAUAAAUCCAUAAAUUCACCAAAAAGCAAGUUUCAUAAUUUCAGCAUGUUGAUAGAGAUGCAAAUUAAUACAAACAUGAUAUGCAUGUAAUAUAAAAUGCACAAGUGUGAUUAUUUUUACCAAAGGUUAGGAUUGAGGCUUAAAACUGAGCGAGUUGAUUACACAAAAAGGCACUCUUCAUCAUAGCCUUUACUUUGAAGAUUAUUCCAAAAUUGUCAAGUUCAGUAAACAGAGAAUAAGUCAUUAUCCUAAACGUAUGUCAUGUCGUAAGAUGCAUAGUUACUAUAUAUGUGUAAAAAUGUGAGAAGUACGCAGGAAGAAAGCUUUAAAAGAAAGCAUUAAUUAUGCAAAAUAGGAAACCAUUUUCGGUUCUCAUUUCACGCCAGCCAUUAUACGAUAACCCUGGACAAUCAGGUAAGUAUUUUAUGAUCACAUUUCAUGCUACCAACUUUUUAAAUGACAAUAACAUUAUUUAUAGCGAACCUGUAAGCAGAUUGUCUACCGACAAAAGAACUACAAAUGUAACAAUUAGAAUAAAGGUCUUAUAUAGGUAACUGGCUGCCUACUGGCAGUCAACAUUAUCGUUUUGAAUAUGAUUAUAUAGAUACCUUUCCAAAAUCAAACUACGAAGUUUCCUGGAUCUCAUCCUACAAUCAUCAUUCCAGGAUACUUUUAUUGAAAGUGUAGCGUAUCAGUCCUAUUUUCAUUUUGUGAUAUUGUUUUAUUUUUUUAUUUGUAUUUAUGUACUGGUAUACACUGUUUUGAAUUUAGAAACUAAAUACAUUUUGAAUGAAUAAUUGUGUAUUUUACUGUUUCGUUGAUUACCAAAAAAAUGAAUAUCAAACCAAAUAGAAAUGAACCGAUGCUGGGUAUUGCAUUACACACUUUGCAUCAAUUAAAGUUUCUCAGUCAAGGG
Molecule: messenger RNA, 5180 nt
Organism: Mytilus californianus (California mussel)
Lineage: Eukaryota; Metazoa; Mollusca; Bivalvia; Mytilida; Mytilidae
Product: secretin receptor-like
Exons: 15
Coding region: 530-2065 (511 amino acids)
Biological process (GO): cell surface receptor signaling pathway; adenylate cyclase-modulating G protein-coupled receptor signaling pathway
Cellular component (GO): plasma membrane
Molecular function (GO): peptide hormone binding; G protein-coupled peptide receptor activity
Source: RefSeq, a predicted model, not a curated record